Portunus trituberculatus (swimming crab) is the source of this 1591-nucleotide messenger RNA. It is a transcript of the gene Prp18, whose product is annotated as pre-mRNA-splicing factor 18-like. Bases 279 to 1334 code for a protein of 351 amino acids. The record is from RefSeq and is a predicted model, not a curated record. The transcript is spliced from 2 exons. Lineage: Eukaryota; Metazoa; Arthropoda; Malacostraca; Decapoda; Portunidae. Gene Ontology annotation, biological process: RNA splicing; generation of catalytic spliceosome for second transesterification step. Gene Ontology annotation, cellular component: U5 snRNP; U4/U6 x U5 tri-snRNP complex; U2-type post-spliceosomal complex.
UGUCUCGUGGGAAGGUAAACAAAGCAGUGAGGUGAGCAGUGAGCGACUGGCGAUCACUGCUGUACUGUCACUUCAAGAACUGCUGCCACCAGUGGUAUUAGUAUUACUGCUGAAAACCUGCUUGAACUGUCUGCCUCUCGUAGAACUGGAAGCAGCUAUAUUGAACUCAGCAGUCAGUUUCUACACGUUCCUGUUCUUGGAAGGAAUCGCCCCAGUCAGUCCAUUCACCAUUGUGGCACUAUAGCGUGGGUUCAGGUUGGUGUGUGCUGGUGAUCACAAUGUUGAGUCUGAAGCUACUGAAGGAGGAGAUAGCAGCCAAGAAGCGCUCACUGGAGGAGAGCAAUUUGGUGGAGGGUGAGAAGAAGUUCUUCAAACGUGGUGACCUUGUGGCGCAGCAGACAGAAGCCUACUGGGAGCGCUGUGGCAACCGUCCAGGCAGCAGUGCUCCUGGUCAGCAGGUGUCAGAUGGUAAUGGUGGUGAUGGGAAUGCCUCCUCAGCCCAGGACACUGUGAACGACGAGGACGAUGCGCCAGAGUUGCCUCGGCAGGAGGUGGUGCGGCGGCUUAGGGAACGUGAGGAGCCUGUGCUGUUGUAUGGGGAGAGUGAACACGACGCGUUCCGUCGGCUACGACGGCUGGAGAUCCUGGAGCCAGAGGUGAACCGUGGGCUGAGGAAUGACUUCCAGGAGGCUCUGGAGCGUGUGGACCAGGCGUACCUGAAUGAGAUCCUGAAGACUGAGGGAGGGGAGGCAGCACGCAAUGUAGCACUGACCGGUGAAAAUAUCACCAUGGCCAGCGUGAUAGAGAUGGCCAAGGACCUGCAAGGCACGGCAGCAACGAAUGAGCUGCGCUGCAAAGUGAUCAUGAAGUUUGCUCAGUUGAUCUUACAAAUGUGGGGCAGUCGACACAACGCUCGUCCAGAGGGAGAGAAGAUGAGCGUGCGUGGUAAGAUGGACUCUGCCACUUACAACCAGACUCAAGCCUACCUCCGCCCACUCUUCAAGUGUCUCCGCAAACGCUCCCUGCCCGACGACAUCAUGGAGUGUCUCAUUGAGAUUGUUCAGCACUGUCUGGACCGUGACUAUGUCAAAGCCAAUGAUGCAUACCUCCAGAUGGCCAUUGGCAACGCUCCCUGGCCCAUUGGUGUGACCAUGGUGGGUAUCCAUGCACGUACUGGCCGAGAAAAGAUUUUCAGUAAGCACGUGGCCCAUGUGCUGAACGACGAGACACAGAGGAAGUACAUCCAGGGCCUCAAGCGACUCAUGACCAAGUGCCAGCAGUACUUCUCAGCUGAUCCAUCCAAGUGUGUAGAGUACAAGGCUCUCGCUCAGUGACCCUGGUGCUGCCUCUUGCCUCUGAGCCCUGCCAGUGCCUCUGCUAUCCUUGGCAGUAUUUGGGAUGUUGUGUGGUGGUAGGCAGUGCAAGUCUCCAGUUCUUUAGUUUGCACAUUUUUAUCAUCUUCACCUCAGUUAUCAGAGAUCAAUGUGUCGUUCCAUAUCCUCGUCGUCUCUGUCAUCACUGUUGCUCUCUCUCUCUCUCUCUCUCUCUCUCUCUCUCUCUCUCUCUCUCUCUCUCUCUCUCUCUCUCUCUC